AUGGCGCUGGCUCGCGUCGCGGCCGACGUCUCCGCCGCUCCGCCGCCUCCUCCUCCUCCUCGCGUCUGCGGCCGCGGCGACCCCAAUCGGAACGCCUCGCUGUCGCUCCUCCGCCUCGCCCGGGCGGCGGCCGUCUCGAGAAUCGUCCGCCGGCUCGGGCGCCGUCGAUAUCCCGUCACUUGUUAUCAGCUUCUUGGCCUCCCCGAUCAAGCAGAGAAAGAUGAGAUCGUGAAGUCAGUCAUGCAAUUGAAACGUGCUGAAGUAGAGGAGGGAUACACUAUGGAGGCCGUCAAAUCUCGAGAGGAUCUUCUUAUGGACGUGAGGGAUAAACUUCUAUUUGAACCAGAAUAUUCUGGAAAUACAAGGGAAAAAAUCCUACCUAAAUCAUCUCUUAGAAUUCCGUGGGCUUGGUUGCCAGGCGCUCUCUGCCUGCUUCAAGAGGUUGGAGAAGAAAAGCUGGUGCUAAAUAUUGGUCAAGCAGCUCUUCAACAUCCAGAUGCAAAGCCGAAUGUUCAUGAUCUGCUUCUAUCUAUGGCACUUGCUGAGUGUGCAAUUGCGAAGACUAGCUUUGAGAAGAACAAAGUGUCCCAAGGAUUUGAAGCCCUGGCUCGUGCUCAGUGUCUUCUCAGAAGUAAGAUUUCCCUUGGAAAAAUGCCAUUACUGUCUCAGAUUGAAGAAUCUUUGGAGGAGCUUGCCCCUGCUUGCACUUUGGAAUUGCUGGGCAUGCCUUGUUCUCCUGAAAAUGCUGAACGGAGACGGGGAGCACUUGCAGCCUUGCGUGAAUUGCUGAGGCAGGGCCUUGAUGUGGAAACUUCAUGCAGGGUCCAAGAUUGGCCAUGUUUAAACCAAGCACUAAGUAGGCUUAUGGCUACAGAAAUAAUAGAUCUCAUCCCCUGGGAUGAUCUAGCCAUGACAAGGAAGAACAAGAAAUCUCUAGAAUCUCAAAAUCAGAGGGUGAUUGUUGAUUUUGAUUGUUUCUACGUGGUGCUGAUAGCUCAUAUUGCUCUCGGAUUUUCAGCGAAGCAAAUGGAGUUGAUCAACAGGGCAAAAGUUAUUUGCGAAUGCUUGAUAGCAUCGGAAGGUAUCGAUCUGAAAUUUGAGGAAGCCUUCUGCUUAUUCCUUCUUGGUCAGGGUAGUGAGGCAGAGGCGGUUCAAAGACUUCACCUGCUGGAAGUAAAUUCCAAUUCCACUACACAGAAGUCACCUACAAGAAAGGAAAUCAAAGAUGUUUCUGGCACAGGUCCCUCUUUGGAACAAUGGCUGAAAGAUGCAGUUCUUACUGUAUUUGCAGAUACACAAGAUUGUUCCCCAUCAUUGGAUGUCCUUGCAGGGUCAUUUCUUUACAACAAACAGAAAGAGAAUUUGAUGAAUCUCUUCCAGCCUCAAGUUCCUCCCGAUACCUUGGAUUGGCUGCUUGGUGGACACCAUAGCACCAUUUUGGAUAUGCUGUUCAGUGAGAAGAAUAUAAUUGGACGGAUUGUCUUUGUUACAGUUUUGGGUUGCUUUAUGUUCAUAACCCUUAGGCCACUGAGCAAGAAUGUGGUAAGGAUGGCCAAUGGAUCUAGAUGGAUCUCUACUAGCAUAUCCGACAGGGAUACAGGAUCUACUGUCUGUCAUGUGGAUUCUUUUCCACACAAGGCUGGUUCUGCUCAUCGUGAGGGAAAUGGCAUGACCAGCAGAGUGGACAAAUUGUUGACCAUGGUGAAGAAGCAGUUUGAAAGCCUCUCUGGUUCUAAAAGCACAAGCAAUUCAUUUUUGGCUGCGGGUUUGUUCUCAUCGACAGCCGCAGUUACCAGGAGGCCGAUGCAAUUGGAGGAUGCUGAAUCUCUUGUGAAACAGUGGCAAACAAUCAAAGCUGAGGCUCUAGGGCCUGAUUAUCAAGUUCAGUUCCUUCCUGAAAUACUUGAUGAGUCCAUGCUAGUUCAGUGGGAAGCUUUGGUCGACAAGGCAAAAGACAGGUCUUGUUAUUGGAGAUUUGUCCUGUUGCAACUCUCUGUCCUUCGAGCUGAGACUCUUUCAGAUGGGAUGGGCAUAGAGAUGGCCGAAAUUGAUGCUCUUCUGGAGGAAGCUGCUGAGCUUGUUGAUGAAUCUCAGCCAAAGAACCCAAAUUACUACAGCUCUUAUAAAAUUCGUUACGUCCUAAAGAAGCAAGAGGACGGAUCAUGGAAGUUCUGUAAAGGCGAUGUGCAAGCUCCUUCGUGACAUUCGUCUCAGUUUUUCAGACACGUGGCUAGAAGUAGUUCAUGAUGGCUAACGUUCCCUCGCAUCACUCGCUGCUCGGACCCACGAACGACUCUGCAUUAAUCUGGUGCUGACAUGUCAACUUUAGCUGUAUAGUGUAGAUUUGCUAGUCAUGAAUAAUGGCCGGUUGCUUCCUAACCCACCGUUCUUUAUUCUAUUGGAAGGAUGAGAGAGAGAGAGAGAGAGAGAGAGAGAGAGAGUUGAGUUUGUCUAGGAACUUGUAAUCGAGAUAAGGAGAGAAUGGAUUUCCAUUGCUCGUGGCACCGGUUCGGUGCGAUGUAACACAAGGGAAGAGCACGAGUUAAAUCGUGCUGAGUUCUUUCAUCAUUGUUCUACUGGCCAUAAUGUUUCAUGACUAUA
Messenger RNA from Eucalyptus grandis, 2601 nucleotides. Its product is annotated as plastid division protein CDP1, chloroplastic-like. Gene Ontology annotation, biological process: chloroplast fission. NCBI's taxonomy places the organism in Eukaryota, Viridiplantae, Streptophyta, Magnoliopsida, Myrtales, Myrtaceae. Gene Ontology annotation, cellular component: chloroplast inner membrane. The record is from RefSeq and is a predicted model, not a curated record.